GCAUCAAUCUCUAGCGUCCGUCAGCAGCAGCAGCAGCAGGAGAGAGAACAAGCAGCUUCAUCAUUAUUAGGCUUUUAUUUUGAUUUUUCUUUUUUAUGUUUUGGCCUGGAGGAAGGUGUUAAAUACAAGCGGAGCUGAUGUGGCAAAUAAAUGAAUAAAUCUCCCUUGAUGUGGAUUUAUCUCCUAAAUAUCUGGAUAAAUAUCAACUGUUUAACAUUUAACGGAGUCACAGAGAAGAUUAAGCAAGGAGCCGAAGGUCCCAGUGGAACAGCGGGGCCCUGCACCUGUCCAGUCCGCCCAGACUCCGGUCUCCCCUCGCUGCUUCUAGCAUGAUGUCUUACCUCAAACAGGCCCCGUACGGCAUGAACGGACUGGGCCUGAGCGGAGCCGCCAUGGACCUGCUGCACCCGUCCGUAGGAUACCCCGCCAACCCUCGGAAGCAGCGGCGGGAACGCACCACCUUCACCCGGACGCAGCUGGACAUCCUGGAGUCUCUGUUUGCCAAAACACGCUACCCAGACAUCUUCAUGAGGGAGGAGGUGGCUCUGAAAAUCAACCUGCCAGAGUCCAGAGUACAGGUGUGGUUCAAGAACAGACGAGCCAAGUGUCGGCAACAGCAGCAGAGCAACAACAGCGCCAAAGUAAAACCGGUGAAGAAGAAGUCAUCUCCAACCAGGGAGAGCACCGGCUCAGAGAGCAGCGGCCAGUUCACUCCCCCGGCCGUGUCCAGCUCAUCUGCAUCCACCUCUUCCUCCUCUUCUUCUUCUGUCUCUUCCGGUCUCAGUGGGCCUGCUUUGAUCAGCUCGUCUACCUCCGUCACUGCACCGGUGUCGUCCAUCUGGAGCCCGGCACCCAUCUCCCCGGCUCCGGCGCCAGCCAACCUGCCUGACCCGGUUGCUCCUACCAGCGCGUCCUGCAUGCAGCGCUCUUCGACUUCCUCUGCCAGUGCAGGAGCGCCGUCAUACCCAGUGUCGUACAGUCAAACGGCAGCGGCGUACAGCCAGGGUUACCCCGCCUCAGCAUCGGGCUCCUACUUCAGUGGUGUGGACUGUGGAUCCUACCUGGCUCCAAUGCAUUCCCACCACCACCCACACCAUCCUCACCAGCUCAGCCCCAUGACGGGAUCCUCUAUGUCAGGACACCCCCACCACCAUAUUGGCCAAUCAACCGGCCACCACCAUCACCACCACCCUCCACACCAUCACCAGGCUUACAGCGCGCCUGGCUUGGCCUUUAACUCCACAGACUGUCUGGAUUACAAGGAGCAGACUGCAGCUUCAGCCUGGAAGCUCAACUUCAAUGCCACCGACUGUUUGGACUACAAAGACCAGGCCUCUUGGCGUUUCCAGGUGCUGUGACUUUCUUCGGUCCAGUCUUGACAGGUUUAAAGACCCUUUUUUUUUUGUAAAUUGUGGUUUGCUUUGAAGAUCCUUCUAACAGCAAAUACUUUUUAAAAAUGUAACUGUGAACGAACUGAAACCACGCACUGAGCAGCCGAACCUCGAGCUCUGCCCCGCUGCUAUCGGCGGAGCAGCAAUCCCGGGAUUAUUUUUCUACUCCAGAAUCAAUAAAAAGAAAAAAGAAAAGACAACACACCUAUUUCCAACCGAAGGCCUUUAACGGGAAAACCCCUCUGGUAGUACAAGGUUUCUAGGAACGUCUCGGUGACUCAAAAAACUCACAACUAUUUAAAAAUACAAGAUGGGGCAAAAGAUUGACAUGUUAGACAUUACAACAGACUAAGAUUUUAUUUCUAACGACAGGAUGCUGCUGGGAUUUCAAGCUGCUGAUCUGCUGGAUGUCUUACACAGAAACUCCAUCUUGCAUCCCAUCAAGGGGAGUUUGGAGACUGAUUUGCAGCACUUGUUUGGGUUUCUCACACUUUCCUGGUCGCUUUGUAGCAACACAAAGGAAAGGAAAUAUGAAUUUGUGUCACAAUGUCAGAACGCUGUAGAGAUUCUAAAAAUUGUACAUUCAUGUCUUUAUAAUAAAGUCUUGUUUAAACCGAAUCUACU
This is a messenger RNA of Cyprinodon variegatus (sheepshead minnow), 2015 nucleotides long. RefSeq names its product orthodenticle homeobox 1. The transcript has 4 exons. Gene Ontology annotation, biological process: regulation of transcription by RNA polymerase II; multicellular organism development. The coding region runs from base 330 to 1358 and encodes 342 amino acids. NCBI's taxonomy places the organism in Eukaryota, Metazoa, Chordata, Actinopteri, Cyprinodontiformes, Cyprinodontidae. Gene Ontology annotation, cellular component: nucleus. Gene Ontology annotation, molecular function: DNA-binding transcription factor activity, RNA polymerase II-specific; RNA polymerase II cis-regulatory region sequence-specific DNA binding. The record is from RefSeq and is a predicted model, not a curated record.